CUUUUGGCGCGCAAUCGGCAGCAGCUGCUCAGUUUUGGUUGUUGUUAUUUGCGUAUUUGUUUAAAAUACAUAUUAAUGCCCUGUUUAAUGGAUGUGGCGAGCACUUUCAACAGCCAGAGGGAUCCUACCGAGCUGAAGGAGUCCCUCAAGGAUUUAUACGCAUGGCAUGCCAUUCCGUUGCUCAACUACACGCCGCUGCAUAAGCUGAAAGAUCAGUGUUUGGUGCGCUUUCGCGGCAUGAUUCAGGACAUGAUGGAUCCAGAAAUCUACUUGGAGUGCUAUGAGGUGAAAUCCACAGACGGGAACAAGCGGGUGCAGCACGGCAAAUACCACGAUUGCCUUAAGCUAGCCGCGGGCGAGGCGAUCGACUACAAUGCCGACAGCAAUGUGCAUGGUGAGCGACGAACACUGUUUGUAGUGUCAGUGCCAGGCCUAAAUGAUUGGACCAAGCAGCACGAGAGUAAGUGCAGUCCGCAGCCACAGUUGGUCAGCCAAACUCAAUGGCCAAACAAUGCCAAAAAGCGAACAUUAGAUGACCAGGAAGCCAUGGAAGUCGAAGAUGAUAAUGAUGCGGCACUCAAGCGAAAAUGUGUGGAGACGACCAAGUCGACAUCCGAUGACGCAACGGCAGCUGCUCCUUCCGUUCUCGGCUCUGAGUAUCUGAUAAAUUCACCACUUCCCAGUCGACCCAGUAUGGCGUGCAUGGUGAAAGUGUACGAGGACUUUGAUAGCUACAAACUCAACAGCCUGGUCGACUUUGUUGGUAUCCUGUCAGUGGAUCCUUCACUGGAUGCCGCAACCAUAGAUACAGAGGGUUUUGAUAGCUUAAGCGAACUGCAGGCCACACAUCCAUCGCCGUUCCUCAUACCGCGUUUGCACGCCUUUGGCGUCCGACAGUUGCCGCACGCCAAUCCCCUGCUGGACAAGAGCCUGCAACAGCCAGCGGACGCUGGUGCCAGUGAAGAUCCAUCACAGAGCAGCGUGCACAAAGAUCUACGAAUGCUACUGAAGCUCUGUCUGUUCGAUGAUGACUUGGCGGCCGAGUAUUUGCUUUCCCAUUUGAUUUCCUCGGUUUACAGUCGCUCCGAGAUGCAGAGCAUUGGAAAGUUUGCUCUAAACAUAUGCAACUUGCCCAAGGAUUCCCUAGCCGAGUAUACCACAAAGUUGUACCAAGUGCUGGAGUUGCUACUGCCAGCCAGCCACUACCUGCCCAUGACCCUGGAGACAAUGAACACGGCAGCCUUUGCACCCAAAAAGGAUUAUGAGACCAACAAGCUGGUCUCUGGCAUGCUGCAGCUGGCACCACACACGCAUCUGGUGCUGGACGAGACGUGCAUGCAGCAGGGCAAACUGGAAGCGAAUGGCGUCCAUGCCGUUCAGCACUUGGCGCAUUUGAUCAACAGCCAGGAAUUAAAGUGUGAUUUCCAGUACUAUCAGAUCGACUAUCAUGUGAACAUCCCAGUGCUUGUCCUGAGCGAAGGACGCAGCAUGUUACCGAGUGACUUUGUUUUGCCGAUUAAUGCCGAUACCAAGGCCGUGCAACUGCUCGAUGAAUCCUUGAAGGCUGCCCAUCACUAUCUGCAGCCAGCACGCCUGCAGCAAUUCCGCAAAUAUUUGACUUUGGCACGCAUCAGUCCGUUUAACGUCAGCGACGAGCACACGGAGAUGAUUCAACAGGAUUUUGUGGAUAUGCGCAAGGCGAAUUCCAAGAGCAAUGCGGAUGAUCUGCACGGCUUGCUGGUGCUCUCACGCCUGCUGGGCAUUGCACGUGGUAAGGAUGCACUGGACAAGGAAACUUGGCAGCUGGCCACGGAGUUCGAGGCCAAGCGGCGCCAGCGGCUGCAGGCAUUGCCCAAGUCAGCUGCUCAGAUACGUAAUUAAUUGAAUUUGUAUUCCUUUUCUAAUGUUUAUAAACUAUUAUUACUUGCUAUGAA
Drosophila guanche is the source of this 1934-nucleotide messenger RNA. Its product is annotated as mini-chromosome maintenance complex-binding protein. Lineage: Eukaryota; Metazoa; Arthropoda; Insecta; Diptera; Drosophilidae. The coding region runs from base 76 to 1881 and encodes 601 amino acids. The transcript has 3 exons. The record is from RefSeq and is a predicted model, not a curated record. Gene Ontology annotation, biological process: DNA-templated DNA replication. Gene Ontology annotation, molecular function: chromatin binding.